AGAGAAGCGCUCCUUCGGAGCCCCUUAUAUAAGGGAUGCCCAGUCAUCAGAGCAGCUGUUUUCGUGGUGCUGAUCAGACCCGUAGCGCGUCUGCUGAAGCCAGAGCACCUACAACCUCACAUAUUUCGUAGCCUGUCGGAGACAUGCGUGAGUGCAUCUCAAUUCACGUUGGCCAAGCUGGUGUGCAAAUCGGCAAUGGAUGCUGGGAACUUUACUGCUUGGAGCAUGGGAUCCAGCCUAAUGGCACCAUGCCAAGUGACAAAACAAUUGGUGGUGGAGAUGACUCAUUCAACACCUUCUUCAGUGAAACUGGUGCAGGAAAACAUGUCCCUCGUGCUGUGUUUGUGGAUCUGGAGCCAUCAGUGAUAGAUGAAGUGCGGACUGGGACAUAUAAACAGCUCUUUCACCCUGAACAGCUGAUUUCUGGCAAGGAAGAUGCUGCUAAUAAUUAUGCAAGAGGUCACUACACUGUAGGCAAAGAAAUAAUUGAUCUCGUAUUGGAGCGCGUCAGGAAACUGGCUGACCAGUGUACUGGCUUGCAAGGAUUCCUGAUCUUCCACAGCUUUGGAGGUGGCACUGGGUCAGGAUUCACUUCUCUGCUGAUGGAACGCCUCUCAGUCGACUAUGGAAAGAAAUCAAAAUUAGAAUUUGCCAUAUACCCAGCUCCCCAAGUUUCAACUGCUGUUGUUGAGCCAUAUAACUCCAUCCUUACAACCCACACCACCCUCGAACAUUCUGACUGUGCCUUCAUGGUUGAUAAUGAAGCAAUCUACGACAUUUGUCGUAGGAAUCUGGACAUCGAACGGCCUACCUACACUAACCUCAACCGCCUCAUUGGUCAGAUUGUUUCUUCAAUCACCGCCUCUCUCAGAUUUGAUGGCGCCUUAAAUGUGGAUCUGACAGAGUUCCAGACAAACCUGGUGCCUUACCCCAGAAUCCACUUCCCUCUGGUAACCUAUUCCCCCAUUAUCUCAGCAGAGAAGGCCUACCAUGAGCAGCUCUCUGUCUCUGAGAUCACCAAUGCCUGCUUUGAGCCAUCCAACCAGAUGGUGAAAUGUGAUCCCCGCCAUGGCAAGUACAUGGCUUGUUGUAUGCUGUAUCGUGGAGAUGUUGUCCCCAAGGAUGUCAAUGUUGCCAUUGCCGCUAUCAAAACGAAGCGUUCCAUUCAGUUUGUUGACUGGUGCCCUACUGGUUUUAAGGUGGGUAUUAAUUACCAGCCUCCGACGGUUGUUCCUGGUGGCGACUUGGCCAAAGUCCAGCGUGCAGUCUGUAUGCUCAGCAACACCACAGCCAUUGCAGAGGCCUGGGCCCGCCUGGACCACAAAUUCGACUUGAUGUAUGCCAAGCGUGCUUUUGUCCAUUGGUAUGUCGGAGAAGGAAUGGAGGAAGGGGAGUUUUCGGAGGCCCGAGAAGAUCUGGCUGCACUUGAGAAGGAUUAUGAAGAAGUGGGCACAGACUCCUUGGAUGGUGAUGAUGAAGGCGAGGAGUAUUAGACUUGCACGCAUGUCUGUUAUAUGGCUGUUACCAUUUGCUACUUUGUAAUAAAGUAAAUGGGGAGCAAAUCUCAAAUGUAAACAGUACACCUGGCAUUCCAUGCCAGAGCGCUUGGAAUAAACACUUUUAUAACUGAGUAUCUUGCCAGUUGAUGAUGAUGCAAGCAUUAAAGCAUUCAGCUGGAUGAAAACAAAAAAAACCACCUUGCUAUUUACUAACAUGGAGUACUUGUCUCAUUGCUACAUGCCCUAAACACUUGAAGCAGGCAGAUUUUAGGGAGAGGAGAUAGAUCAUUGGGAAGAAGUUGGGUUACAUUGGUGGCUUAGCCACUAACAAGCUUCGGUGGUCAAUUUGCUUGCUCCUGCACUAGCAAGUAGUUGUUAACAAACAAAAAGCCAAGCUGUUUUCCAACGUGUUUGAAAAUGUUAAUCAUUGUUGUGAGUAGUGCAUAUAAAUUCUACUUAUAGCUAAUGAAAUACUCCAUUCCUAGAUAUGCUUAUUCGGAAUUGCCAAAUUGCCAUAAGAACCAAAACUUUUAACUGUUGUAAUUGGUCUAAUUAAAAGUAGAAACAAAAGAGUAAAUGGCCAGCCCCUCACAACCUGCUCACCCACUGGAGGGAAAAUGCACCUCCAGAACAAGAUACUACAUGCAAUAGGACAAAAGAGGGUGUUGAAGAUGAGAAAAGGGGAAGAGAAGCUGGCAGAAGAACCCAGGUAAGAUGAAACAAAAUAAAAAAAUUCUUCCAACAGCACCUUAGAGACCAACUAAGUUUGUCAUAGGUAUGAGCUUUCGUGUGCAUGCACACAUCUAAAGUAAUCAGAUAGUAUCGAAGGUCUGUUUGUGGCACAUGGCUGCUCAAAUUCUACUUAGUUAUCAUAUAAAAUGUCUGAGGAGGCAGGGGGUAGGCCUUAAAAUCACAUAUAAUUGACUAGAUCACUUAAAUUGUGGAGUUCUGCCACUGGUUACUGUCUGGCAAUGUGUCAGAGAUCUAAUAAAUGUUGUCUUUGUUACUA
Zootoca vivipara (common lizard) is the source of this 2508-nucleotide messenger RNA. RefSeq names its product tubulin alpha-1C chain. Gene Ontology annotation, cellular component: microtubule. The record is from RefSeq and is a predicted model, not a curated record. Gene Ontology annotation, biological process: microtubule-based process. Gene Ontology annotation, molecular function: structural constituent of cytoskeleton; GTP binding. Lineage: Eukaryota; Metazoa; Chordata; Lepidosauria; Squamata; Lacertidae.